AGAAUUACAGAAUUAACGUUACUGUACCGGCAGGUAGUCCAUGUCAAUUUUUCGAUUUAAUUUUGGUAUUUUGGCGCAAGAAUGGCGUAACACGUACCGGUAUACAGGUAUAGGGCGAUUUUGUUGACUUCCGAGUUUUGAACGACCGUCAGUACACUUUCAGACUUUAGAGGUCUUUAUUUCGCCACUGCAGUCUGCAGCACUGUGAUGUCGUAGUGACGUAAUUUUUGGUGAUAUACCGUAGUCAGGUGGGGGUUAGGAAUAACAUAUGCAAAGAUUGUUGGUGCAAAAAAAUCAAGAGCUUGAAGUUGCAUAUGAAGAUAUUGGGCGUCUUUUAGGGCUCUUUCUGAUAAAAAGAGUAGUCUACCGAAUGAUAUCACAGGUGCUUCUGAUGAUUGCAACUUUACUUUGGUCAUUUAUGAUAACCAUUGUUGUUGCACCAUCCUAACCCUAUCCCGCAAGUUUAUGCAAAUUCACUCCCAUGUCAGAGAAGAGGGCCAGCGUUCCAGUGGUAUUACCAAAGUAUACAAUAACAGACUGACAGAACGAUAUCUUUUAAAUAUUUAUUUUGGGUGUCACUAUGUAUGAAUAAUUUUUUAUAUUUUCACUUGUAUUGAAUGAACACAUGCAGACAUGUCUGCUUGUAAUUACCUACCAUGAGCUGAAUGGCUACAUGUCCUGUACAGCCUUUAAAUGUUUGUAUGUUGUUUACUUUAAUGAACCAUAAUUAACAGUACACUUGCCGGUAAUUUUUUGAUUCUGUUUACAUCUCGUUCUGUUUCAUACUGCAGUCGGGCUUGAUCAUCAGUGACCAUCAACACCAAUUUUCUAUUACAGUGUUCCAUUUCACAUCCAUAAUUUGAGUUUCAUGAUUUAUUCCAGUUCAGCAGUAUUUCCAGUUCAGUGGUUUGUUCUGGUUUUUGUUUUUUAUUGUGCUGUUUUUCAAUUCUUAGUACCGGUACCUACCGUAAUUUUAAUACAACCAUGUACUCCAAUCUAUACUUAAUCCAACCAAAUUCUCCAAUUUAUAUAAAUAUGUUUACCCUAAUUUGUAUUAUAUAAUAAACAGCACACAUUUUAUGUCAUAUAUAUUAUUAUCCUGAAUUUCUAAAGUGUCCUUAAUGCUGUAAAGUGAUAUGAUAAAUUGAUUUAUGUGGUUUUUAUAUGCAUAUUGAUAUACAUUAUCCCGAAUGGCUGAAACUUUUAUAUGUGAAUUUGAAUGUUACUAACUUUAGAUUCAAUUAAAUAAUCUAUAACAACACGUAGGCUACGUAACUUGCACAUAAUCUUUUUUAUGUAUAAUAUGUAUAUAAUUGAUUUUAUUCGAAUAUAUAUUUAGUAAAAAUAGAGGUAAAACUGACUCAGCCAAAUGUGUGGAAGUCAAGUAACAGAUUCAAAUCAUGUUUCGGAGUCAAAGCUCAGUUUAUAAUAUAUCAAACAAGCAACAUCAUUCUGAUGCGGAUGAAGAAUUAUUCAAAUCAGAAUGUGAAGCAGCUUAUCUUAGUGUAAUAGACAGUACAAAAAUUCCUAUUGAUUCUAAAAAGCUAUUGAAAAGAGUGUUACAGCAGGCUGGCAGAAAUCCUUCGGAAAAACAGAUAAGCAAAAUAUGGACAUCAAAAACAGAUACUGUAACAUAUGCUGAGUAUUGUGACAUACUCAAUGAGAUGAAAUCUCCAUCCAGGGACGAUCUUUUGAGCGCAUUCAAAAAAAUUGAUUCAAAUCGUGAUGGCUUCAUUUCUCACUCAGAAUUACAUGAAGUUUUGACCUCGCAAGGUGAAAAAAUGACAGAAAUGGAAGUGAGAAAAAUAAUAGAUGAUGCAGAUGUAAACAGAGAUGGGAAGUUGGACUAUGAAGAGUUUUGUACUCUGAUGUUGACUACAAGCCAUCGCUGCCAACAAGCAAACUUCAAGCAAUUGAAGCAGAAAAAAGCUGAUUCUAAUCUGAGACCGAUUUCAGCAAGUAGUUUUGGAGGAGGAAGAAGAACUCCUCGUGCAGCUCAACGUACAUUAUCUAUGGAGACAUAUGAAAAAGAAAACACUGUUUCUUCUAAAAAAGAAGUCAAGUCAAGUUCACAUCCAUCAUCAGCAAGAAAGUCGUCGACUCCUGAAGUUAAACUUGACAAUGCUGUUCAGAUUAGGAUGGCUGCUCCACUUGACAAAAAAUCAAAUCUAUUUAUUCCUAAAGGUUUGAAGAACUGGAAUAGACUGAAAACUAAAGGAUGCUUUUACCUUGAUAAUGAUGAUGGAAAAGUACAGUGUCAUGAAUAUUCUCUAGUACUUUCAUCUGCUUCAAAAGUUUGGCUAACAAUAAAACCAUAUUCGCUAUCUACAAGUCGGGAGAUUCCUCGCAAUCCAGUUGAUACGUGUAUGAUGAUUUUGAGGCGGUCAACUAUGAGCAGUGAGAAUACUGAAUUAAUUGGAUUAACAGAUUUGAGAAAUAAUACGCAAUAUUGUUGGAAAGGUGAUUUGCGUGCUGGUUCCUAUAUUCUUUUGCCAUUUACUAGUGGAUGUAGAUUAUUUCGUCGCAGAAAAGAACCAGACGAAGAAAUUCCGUUACUUAGAAAAGAUCACAAUGAUGAAGUGCAAUUAUCAAGGGCUUUUAGAGAAACUUUGUCAGACAUGUUUGAGAUGUGUGAUUUGGAUGGGAACGGGCUAUUGAACAGAGAAGAAUUUAACUGCUUUCAAAUACUUACAACUGAUGAAAAAGUUGAUGAUGAAGCGUGGCAAAUUGUUCAAGAUAACUUUGAAAUGAAGAAAGGAGAACUUACUAGAGAAGGAUUCAUUCAACUCCAUUUAAUGCAAGCAAGAGAAGAGAAUGUUGAUGUAAAUGAGGAUCUACUCGAUACCUUAAUGUGUAUGGGUUAUAACAAAGCGCUAGAUUUGGACCAGGCAUGUCCAUUCGAAGUUGAAGCUCAUGCUGCUGAUUGUCAACCUCAUUUAAGUCUGUUGACCCUGGGAAUGGGCAAUGAUUAUACACACACCCAAGAAUUGAUAUUGCAAAGUAUCUUGCAGCAAGGUGAAAAACAGACAUUAAAAAAUUUACAAGAUAUUAACUGGUAUGUUUACAAGAAUGAUGGAAGAAUCAGCUCUGUCCUAGAAAACAAUGUAAGUUUAUUUAAAAAUUAUGAAUUAAUCAGUGAGGCCCUUAAUCAGUAUUCUGGACUGUUGUGA
Molecule: messenger RNA, 3170 nt
Organism: Styela clava
Lineage: Eukaryota; Metazoa; Chordata; Ascidiacea; Stolidobranchia; Styelidae
Source: RefSeq, a predicted model, not a curated record